Messenger RNA from Nerophis lumbriciformis (worm pipefish), 12222 nucleotides. It is a transcript of the gene celsr3, whose product is annotated as cadherin, EGF LAG seven-pass G-type receptor 3. Gene Ontology annotation, biological process: cell surface receptor signaling pathway; G protein-coupled receptor signaling pathway; homophilic cell-cell adhesion. Gene Ontology annotation, molecular function: G protein-coupled receptor activity; calcium ion binding. NCBI's taxonomy places the organism in Eukaryota, Metazoa, Chordata, Actinopteri, Syngnathiformes, Syngnathidae. The record is from RefSeq and is a predicted model, not a curated record. Gene Ontology annotation, cellular component: plasma membrane.
GGGCCCUCCUCUGCGUACGCCUCCCACUGAGCCUGUUCCACGGUGAUCAGUCACGCUGCCGAGGUCUUGUACAACUGCUGGGCCCCACCUCCUAAUUUUGCCGGUGCGGGAAUUGAGCGUAAACGACAGCAGAGCAGUGCAGUGCAGAGCGAGGGAGGAGGCACACCUAGGGCCUUUACAUGGUCAAUCAGAAGCCUGUUUGUGGCGGAGUGAAUUGGAGUUCUUGUGACCGAAGGGCCCUCAGGCACGAAUCCUUCAAAUGGCAUACAGCUCCUCACAGCUGAAGUACUCUUGAGCAGCACACAAACCCAAUGGAGGCGCGUCACUUGUUUCAGAAAAGAGGAAAGUUCCGUUCACCUGGAAUCCCAACCAUCCAUCGCCAUGAAGUGACCUCAUGCGUGACAUUGCAUCCUGCCAUGAAAAGAGCCAGUGAGUGUGAGCCAUGUUGGAUGUGAGUGAAGGUGUGGAGAGAUGCUGCUGCCGCCGCGCCGCUCUUGACUCACACGGCCCGAGCAUCACACGCCUCAGCGGGUAGAUGCCAACUCUCCAGGCCGAGGAAGAGACGGGGGAGCCUGGGGGAAGGUGUCGGGCGGUGCCGGCGGUCCUGGAAGUGGCUACCUAGCCGGAGUGGAGGAGUGAGAAGGCAAGACGAGGAAGGGAGAGGGGAAGAAGACGGAGGGGAGAGACCGAGAAAAGGAAGAGACUAAAUGGCUACACUGCUACCGGGCUUCGCCAAGCUCUCGCCUCUGGUUCUUCACCUGCUUCUCCUCGGCUCUUUGUUCGCCCUCACCCCGCCGACGGCGCAUGCAGCGGGGGCUUCCGACCUGUGGACCCCGGGCCCCCGCCUUCGGGAUGCCGGUAAAGCGAGCGAGUGUACGUGCGAGCCAGCAUGGGAGUCGCCGGAGGACAGCCGGGAUCUACCCGCCAGCAGGUGGAGCGAUGAGCGGACGCAGCGUGAGGGAUGCUCCGGAGCGCGGCGCGGAGGAGGAGGAGGCGGCGGAGGGACACCGGAAGGAUUCGGGACGUUUAGGAGGAGCGGGGACGAGCUACCGCCUCCUCUCCUCCCCGGUGUUGUCAGUGCGGGGAAGAAGGGCGUUGUUCCGCCCGCCACCUCGGAAGCUUUCAACCCCUCGCCGGUUCAGAGCGGCAAAAAACGGACAGUACAAAGAACUCGAGUGAGCGCGCUGCCCCGGCCACACCUUACUAAACGUGGAGCCCACAGCGCCUUUGUGCGAGCUUUUAGCCUGAGCAAGGCACCCGGAAGUCGAGGGAGAAGCAAUGGAGGGCUGUGGGAGAAAGCUGGUGAGCUCACCAGGCACUGUAAGGAUUUAAAAUUAUCACCAGAAGCAACGUAUUUUCCUGGAUAUAACUCAGCUUCUUAUCAAAAAUAUAAAUCACAUCUUAAUAUUUGUAUGCGGGUCCAAGCAUUUUGUCAGAGUUACCAGAACAGGAAUAAUAAUGAUGGUGCUCGGAGCUCAACUAGCAUGGUCAAGAGAAGAGCUGGUAAUUGUUCUCAUCUGGGCAGGCGCCGCGUUAUCGGCCCACGCAGCAUCCGAGAGGGGGGCGAGGUUGCCCGUAGAACCCGGUGCGUUAUUCGGGAGAGGGAACGGUGGUCCGAGGGUGAGGAAGAGGCUAGAUGUUGUGCACCGGCAGUGUUUAUGUGCAGAGAGAAUGGUAGGAGAAGGGAGAUUGAAAGAGGAGGGGUCAGUCAAGGCGACGCACACAUUAACGUAUCUAAUUAUGCAGGUAGUGAUCGUAGGGAUGAUAAUGAAGGGGCAUGUGCAGCGAGAACCGAGAGCGAGGAAGCGGGUAAGGAGACUCCCUGUUGUUUUGAGGGACGAGGAGCAAGGUGUGAAUUGUUAGCGGAGUUUUUAGGUCUCCGGGGAGGCAUAACUCGGAGGUAUCCCAAAUGGCAAUUUGAAACAGGCAGCAUCACGGAUGCGCCAGGUCAGUGGUUUACACGUGCUAAAAUGUGUCAUAUUUUGUCAAUACUCCAAGUACAAACAAGCCGUUAUGCAGAAAUUGAACCUGCUGGAAUCUGUUGUUCUGCAGAAAAUGUUGAGUCAGAGGGAGCUGACUCGGCAGUUUUUGUGUCCGGGAAGUUUCCGGCUCAUUUAAAUCUAAAGUUACAUUCGUCUUCGCAGCCUCCCACUUUUUCUUCACAAGUCAACCUGACCACAUGGCCGAGUGAGUUUCCUCUUUGGCCCGUUUCUGUGGGGGACGAGAUGGAUUCUGCUCUUACGGAUAGAGUGAUUUUGUGGGGUGAUUUUAACGUAAACAACAACAACAACAAGGGUAAAGACAGGCGUGAUUUUGGUGAUGAAUCAGAGACGCUAAAGUCCACUGAGCAAGUGUCUUUAGAAGGCGUCAGACUGUCAGAAAAGCAGCAGAUUGGGACUGAGGAGGGAAGGGAGAGAGAUGGUGAGGCAGAGGGGGACGGACUGGAGGGCUCUGCCGCUGCUGCUGGGGGAGGAAAAUUACAGGUGGGGGAGGGUGAGUUAAUGGUAGGGAGAGGACCGCGGGGAGAAGGGGAGGAUGAGAAGCAAAGCGAGAGGGGGACAACAAAGCUAGGCCAAGCUGAGGAGAGAGAGGCAGAGGAAGGGAAGGGUCAGGAUAGGGGCAGUAGCACCGUCACUAUCACACACCUAGAUAGUGAUGAGAGGGAGCCAGAGGGGGAGGCUGAGGAGAGGCGCAGUUCAAGGGGAGAAAGAAGCCUGGAAAGGCUGAUAAUAGACCCAGAUGAUAAAACUUUGCCGGAAGAAAGGACAGGCAAGGUUUUGAUGGCGUGGCCUCGCUCUCGACGUGCAGCUAACAGACAUCCUCAUUUUUCCCUAUAUAACUACCAAAUACAAGUGGCCGAGAACCAGCCACCUGGGACCUCGGUUCUUGUCAUGUCUGCUUCAGACCCGGAUGCAGGGGAUGCAGGCAGGUUGAGCUACAGCAUGGCCCCAUUGAUGAACAGCCGAUCGUCUGACUAUUUCCACAUACACCCUGACACCGGUUUGAUCACAUCCACCCAGAUUCUAGAUCGAGAACAUAUGGUUCUGCAUUAUUUUCGUGUCACAGCGACUGAUCAUGGUUCCCCUCGCCUCUCUGGCACCACAAUGGUUGCCAUUACUGUCGCAGACCGCAAUGAUCACUCCCCUAUUUUUGAGCAGACCGAGUACAGGGAAACCAUCAGGGAGAAUGUAGAGGAAGGGUAUCCCAUUCUUCAACUGAGAGCGACAGAUUUAGACUCCCCAUCCAACGCUAAUAUCCGCUACCGAUUUGUGGGCGACACCGCAACAGUUGGAAGAGCUGCUUUUGAAAUUGAUCCAAGAUCAGGCCUCAUAACUACCCGCGGAAUUGUUGACAGAGAAACAAGUGAACGCUACACGCUCCAGGUGGAGGCUAGCGACCAGGGCAAGGAACCAGCGCCACGAUCAGCCACAGUCGAAGUCUUCAUCACCGUGCUGGAUGAAAAUGACAAUGUGCCACAGUUCAGCGAGAAGCGGUACGUGGUGGCGGUGAAGGAGGACGUGAGGCCACACACAGAGAUCCUCCGUGUGAGUGCCACAGACCGGGACAAGGACAGUAAUGCUGCGGUUCACUACAAUAUCAUCAGUGGGAACAGUCGUGGACAGUUUUCCAUAGACAGUUUCACGGGGGAAAUCCAAGUAGUGGCGCCCCUGGAUUACGAGGCGGAGCGGGAGUACACCCUGCGUGUACGUGCGCAGGACAAUGGCCGACCACCUCUUUCCAACAACACCGGCAUUGUGAGUGUGCAGGUGACAGACGUCAAUGACAACCCGCCCAUCUUUGUAUCCACGCCGUUUCAAGCAUCUGUGCUUGAGAGUGCACCUGUUGGAAGCUCUAUCCUCCACAUCCAGGCCAUCGAUACCGACGCAGGUGACAACGCACGCCUGGAAUACAGACUGACCGGCACUAGCUCUGACACACCAUUCCUCAUCAAUUCUGCAACGGGCUGGGUCACCGUCAGAUCCAUUCUUGACAGGGAAUCUGUAGAGCACUAUUUCUUUGGUGCAGAGGCAAGGGAUUAUGGGAUGCCGCCUCUUUCUGCCACAGCAAGUGUCACAAUAACAGUCAUGGAUGUCAAUGAUAACCGACCAGAGUUUUUACAAAAGGAAUAUUACGCCCGCCUGAAUGAGGAUGCUGUAGUUGGUACCAGUGUGGUCACUGUCACAGCUGUGGAUCGGGAUGUCAACAGCGCAGUGACCUAUCAGAUAACAGGUGGCAACACCAGGAACCGCUUUGCCAUCAGCACAGCAGGGGGGUCCGGGCUGCUCUCUUUAGCCCUCCCUCUGGACUACAAACAAGAGCGGCGCUAUGUCUUAACUGUCACUGCUUCAGACCGCACACUUCAUGAUACCUGUCAGGUGCACAUCAACAUCACAGAUGCCAACACGCACCGGCCUGUCUUCCAGAGCGCACACUACUCCGUUAGUGUGAAUGAGGACCGACCAAUUGGGAGCCAAGUGGUUGUCAUCAGCGCAACCGAUGAUGAUGUGGGUGAAAACGCACGCAUCACAUAUUUCCUGGAGGACAAUAUCCCUCAGUUUCGCAUAGAUCCUGCAUCAGGAGCUAUCACGCUACAGGCAGAGCUUGACUAUGAGGACCAGAUGACCUACACUUUGGCAAUAACGGCAAAAGAUAACGGUAUUCCACAAAAAUCAGAUACUACAUACGUGGAGGUGAAUGUCAAUGAUGUGAAUGACAACGCACCCCAGUUCCUCAGCCCCAGAUAUCAGGGAACUGUGAGUGAAGACGCUCCUCCAUUCACCAGUGUCCUCCAAAUUUCAGCCACCGACCGGGACGCCCACGCCAAUGGUCGCGUUCAGUACACCUUUCAAAACGGCGAGGAUGGAGAUGGAGACUUUACCAUUGAACCAACAUCUGGAAUUGUGCGAACUGUUCGCCGUUUGGACCGGGAAAGUGUGCCAUUCUAUGAGCUCACAGCGUACGCCGUCGACCGAGGCGUGCCUCCCCAGAAAACACCUGUCCACAUCCAGGUGACGGUUCUUGAUGUGAACGAUAACGCCCCGGUCUUUCCUGCCGAUGACUUUGAGGUUCUCGUGAGGGAAAACAGCGCAGUGGGUUCUGUGGUCGCCCAAAUCACCGCCACAGACCCGGACGAGGGCGCCAACGCCCAAAUCAUGUAUCAAAUUGUGGAAGGAAACAUCCCUGAGAUCUUUCAGAUGGACAUCUUCUCAGGCGAGCUCACAUCCCUUAUUGAUCUUGACUAUGAGGCUCGCAAUGAGUAUGUCAUCGUAGUCCAGGCCACUUCAGCCCCUUUGGUCAGCCGGGCUACUGUGCGAAUCAAACUGGUGGACCAGAACGACAACAAACCCACUCUGCAGGACUUCCAGAUUAUUUUUAACAAUUUUGUGUCCAACCGUUCAAACAGUUUCCCCACCGGGGUAAUUGGGAGAGUCCCGGCCCACGAUCCAGAUGUGUCGGACCGGCUUUACUACACCAUAGACCGAGGGAACGAGCUUCACCUGCUGCUCCUUAAUCACACCAGCGGGGAGAUCCGACUGAGCCGUAAACUGGACAAUAACAGGCCGCUGGUGGCUCCCAUGCUGAUCUCUGUCACAGAUGGGGUCCACAGCAUUUCGGCUCACUGCGUCCUGCGUGUCCUCAUCAUCACCGAGGACAUGCUGGGCAGCAGCGUCACGGUCCGCCUGCAGAACAUGUCCCAGGAGCACUUCCUGUCGCCGCAGCUGGGUCACUUCCUGGAGGGCGUCUCAGCCGUGCUCUCGGUGCCCGUCGAGGACGUCUUCGUCUUCAACAUCCUGCCAGACAUGGACGCCGCCCCGGGAGGCAUCCUGAACGUCAGCUUCUCUGCCGCGCUGCCGGGAGGACACUUCUUUCCUUCCGAGGCCCUGGAGGAGCAACUGUACCUGAACAGGCCGCGGCUGACGUCACUCACACAGAUGGAGGUCCUCCCAUUUGACGACAACGUGUGUCUCCGCGAGCCGUGCCAGAACUACAUGAAGUGCAUCUCGGUGCUGCGCUUCAAUAGCUCCGCCCCCUUCAUCUCCUCGCCCUCCAUCCUGUUCCGGCCCAUCCACCCCAUCGCCGGCCUACGUUGCCGCUGCCCGGUGGGCUUCACUGGCGACUACUGCGAGACGGAGAUCAACCUUUGCUACUCCAACCCCUGCCUCAACGGAGGGGUGUGCGCCCGGAAAGAGGGAGGGUACACGUGUAUCUGCCGGGAGGACCACACUGGUGACCGCUGUGAGUUUGACCAGCGUCAUGGCGGCUGCGUGCCGGGCGUGUGUCGCAACGGAGGAACGUGCCGGGAGCUCCCAGGCGGCGGCUUCCGCUGCGAGUGUCCCGCCGGCGGGUACGAGCGGCCAUAUUGCACCGUCACCGCCCGCUCCUUCCCGCCUAAAACCUUCGCCAUGUUCCGUGGCCUCAGGCAGAGAUUUCACCUCUCCAUCUCUUUAACUUUUGCAACCCUUGAGAGCAACGGCCUUCUUUUCUACAACGGCCGCUUCAACGAGAAACACGACUUCAUCGCUUUGGAGAUCCAAGAGGGCCAAGUGGUGCUGAAAUAUUCCACAGGUGAAUCGUCCACCCAGGUGAGUCCCUACCUGCCUGGAGGUGUGAGUGAUGGGGAAUGGCACACGGUUCACAUCCGCUACUACAACAAGCCAGCUAUACGCUAUCCCAAGCGCAGCAUGAGCGGCGAUGCCCAAGGUCCAUCAGACGAGAAGAUUGCUGUGGCCAGCGUGGACGACUGCGACACGGCCCUGUCGCUCCGCUUUGGCACGCAGCUGGGCAAUUACAGCUGUGCGGCUCAGGGCAAGCAGACCAGCAGCAAGAAGUCUCUGGAUCUGACAGGUCCCUUGUUCUUGGGCGGAGUCCCCAACGUUCCUGACAACUUCCCGUUUGGCACCAGGGAGUUUAUCGGCUGUAUGAAGGAGCUGCACAUUGACAACAAGCCGCUAGACCUCGCCGGGUUUAUUGCUAACAAUGGAACCGUCCCAGGCUGCAGCGCCAAACUUCCCUACUGUAAAUCAAACCCUUGUCAGAAUGGAGGAACCUGCCGGGUCAGCUGGGAGACGUUCUCUUGUGAUUGCCCACUCGGGUAUGGAGGGAAGGACUGCAGCCACGUGAUGCCCCACCCGCAUCGCUUCCUGGGAAACAGCGCCCUCUGGUGGGACCUGAAGAACGACGUAACCAUCUCCACUCCCUGGUACCUGGGCUUGGUGUUCCGGACCAGAGCCCGAGAGGGCACCCUGCUCCAGGCCCAGGCCGGGCAGUACACCAGUCUGCUCUUCCAGGUGACUAAUGGUCAGCUGGUGUUUUCCGUGACUCGAGGUUCAACCAGACCAGUGAGGCUGAGGCUGGAUCAAGUUCAGGUGGCGGACGGGCGGUGGCACGACCUCCAGCUUGAGCUGCGGGACGUUCACAGCGGACGUGAGACGCGUUAUGUUGCCACACUUCGCCUUGACUUUGGACUUUAUCAGGGAACAGCAAUAGUGGGAAAUGAGAUUCACGGUUUGAAGGUGAAACAUCUGCAUGUGGGAGGAGUGUUGGGCUCUGGAGAGGUCCAGAACGGGAUAAAGGGAUGCAUACAGGGCGUCCGUUUGGGCGUAAGACCGGACUCCCCACCGCUGCCCCGGCCUUCCAGGACGGUCAAAGUGGAGAUUGGCUGCAACGUUGUCAACACUUGCGUCUCAUCUCCUUGCCCCGCCCACAGUCGGUGUUCUGACCAAUGGGAGCGACACACCUGCAUAUGUGAACCUGGUUUCUAUGGGAAAGGCUGCACAGAUGCUUGCCAUCUGAACCCGUGUGACAAUGAGGCUCAGUGCCACAGGAAGCCCACCUCGUCGCACGGAUACACCUGUGACUGUGGAGACAACCACUAUGGACAGUAUUGCCAACACAGGAUAGACCACCAGUGUCCAAGGGGGUGGUGGGGCUCUCCCACCUGUGGACCGUGUCACUGUGAUGCCAACAAAGGGUUUGACCCCGACUGUAACAAGACCAGUGGACACUGUCAGUGCAAGGAGUUUCACUAUCGUCCACGGGGCUCAGACAGCUGCCUGCCAUGUGACUGCUACCCGGUCGGCUCCUUUUCGCGGACAUGUGACCCCGAGGCCGGCCAGUGCCAGUGCAGGCCCGGUGUGAUCGGCCGCCAGUGCAACACCUGUGACAACCCGUUUGCUGAAGUCACAAACUCAGGGUGUGAAGUCAUUUAUGAUGGCUGCCCCAAAACCAUCACUCAGGGGAUCUGGUGGCCGCGGACCAAGUUCAACCUGCCUGCAGCAGUGCCCUGCCCCAAAGGCUCUGUGGGUGCUGCCAUCAGACACUGUGAUGUUGAGAGAGGCUGGAUGGAACCAGACCUUUACAACUGCACCUCCCCUCCAUUCGUGGAGCUCAAUGCUGCUUUGGACUCGCUUGAACGCAACGAAACUGAGCUCAACACGAUAAUGGAAAAGAAGCUCGCACACCAGCUCCGUGAUGUCACCGAAGCGACAGGCCGCCUUUACGGUAACGACCUGCUGAUUGCAGAGCGACUGCUGUCACGCCUCCUGACCUUCGAGACCCAACAAAGUGGCUUUGGACUCACCGCCACUCAGGAUGCACACUUUAAUGAGAACAUCCUGCGGGGCUGCAGCGUAUUGCUGGGUCCCGGAACGGAGGGGCUCUGGCGGGCCCUCGCCCAGGCUCAGAACCACAUUCCUGGCGGUCCUUCGGAGCUGACGGAAUUGCUGGGGCAGUAUACGCAGAAUCUGGCUCAGAACAUGAAGCUCACCUACCUCAACCCUGUGGCACUCGUAUCUCCUAACAUUGUGAUGAAUCUGGACCGAGUGGAGAACCACACCCACGUGCGGCGACGCUUCCCGCGUUACCACACCUCGCUGUUUCGCAGUCAGAACGUCUGGGAUCCCUACACCCACGUGGUGCUGCCCCCUGCUGCCCUGGUGCCACAACGACAACAGCAGCAACACAGCUGGAAGGAGAAGGAGCGCAAGGAAAAAGAACUGGAGAAAGAUUACAUCCCUCCUGUUCAACCCCCAGUCAGCAUCUCGGCCAAUCAGACCAGUGAAUACACAGCAGCCAGGCGCACGCUUGCCGCGCCUGAGCCGCCCAUCUCUAUCGUCAUUUUGCUGAUCUAUCGAAGUCUGGGCGGAGCGCUGCCUCCCAAGUAUCACACGGACAGGCGAGGAGUGAGGCUUCCCAGACACCCCGUGAUGAACUCCCCAGUGGUCACCAUCUCUGUUUACAACAACCAGACGUUCGUGGGCGGACAUUUGGACCAGCCCAUCCUACUGGAGUUCAAGCUCCUGGAGACGGCCAAUCGCAGCAAGCCGCUGUGUGUCCAAUGGAACCACAGCAGCCAGUGUGCGAUAGGAGGUUGUUGGACGGUGAGGGACUGCACGGUGGUGUAUAGGAACACCUCGCAUGUCCGCUGUCAGUGUCAAAGGCUGGGUACUUUCGGGGUGCUGAUGGACAGUUCCCACAGAGAGCAACUUGAAGGAGAUCUGGAGACACUCGCCCUGGUUACUUAUUCCUCUCUGGUGCUAUCCAUGCUGGCUCUCCUCCUCACCGUCCUGGUGCUGUCCUGCCUCCGAGGCCUCAAGUCCAACAGCCGCAGCAUCCAUUCCAACACGGCGGCAGCCAUGUUUCUGUCUGAGCUUGUGUUUCUAAUGGGGGUCAAUCAGACUGAGCAACAGUUCCUGUGCACGGUGGUGGCCAUCCUGCUGCAUUACUUCUUCAUGUCCACAUUUGCUUGGAUGUUUGUGGAGGGCCUUCACAUCUACAGGAUGCAGACUGAGCAACGGAACAUCAACUUUGGAGCCAUGAGGUUCUACUACGCCAUCGGCUGGGGCGUGCCUGCUAUCAUUACGGGUCUGGCUGUGGGCUUGGACCCUGAAGGUUACGGUAACCCAGACUUCUGUUGGAUCUCGAUCUACGACAAGCUUAUUUGGAGCUUUGCCGGGCCCAUCGGCAUCGUCAUACUGAUCAAUGGAGGUAUUUUCAUGAUUGUAGCCAAGAUGUCUUGUAACCCUUCACAGAAGGAGACCAAGAAACUCCCUGUCAUCGCGACCAUUCGCAACGCCUUCCUGCUGCUGAUGAUGGCCACCUCCACCUGGCUCUGUGGCUUGAUGGCCGUGAACAACAGCAUCCUGGCUUUCUACUACAUCUUUGACGUCCUCUGUCUCGUGCAGGGUCUGUCGGUGUCGCUGGUCUUCACUGUGUUCAACUCUGAGGUGAAGGAGGCCUGGAGAGUAGCCUGCUUGGGUAAGAAGAGUCUUGAAGAGUCGCCAAGACCAGCACAGAACACGGCACAGAAUCCCUAUCAUAACGCUUCAUUGUUGGAGCAGAGUGGGCUGCACCGCAUCACCUUGGGAGCUUCCACCAUCUCCUCUGUCAGCUCUGCCAGAGAAAAUCUCUUAGCUCGGCAAACUCUGGAGCAAAGCAUUGUUCAAACCGGAGCGACGGACCUGGAUGUGGCCAUGUUUCACAGAGAUGGAGGCGAGGAUUCCGAUUCUGACUCGGACCUCUCCAUGGACGAGGAGCGCAGUCUCUCCAUCCCGUCGUCUGAGAGCGAGGACAACGUCCGUCUACGAGGUCGCAUCCAGCGGCGUUUCAAACGCUCCAAUCACGGCGAGCGCCUGCUCACUGAGCCCGCCCACAAUGGUACCAAAGAUCUGGACGGCAACGACCUUCUGUCUUACUGGCCCGCCCUGGAGGAGUGUGAGAAACACACCCUCCAAAAGUGGGGCUCGGAGCGCCCCCUGGGGGGCGACUACAGCAAGGACGCGGCAAACAACAACCAAGCAGACGGAGCGCUCACGAGCGGGGACGAGAGCGGCCUCACGCAGCCGCACAGGCACCGCAAGGGUAUUCUCAAGAAUCGUCUAGGCUGCCCUCCAGCUCUUCAGGGCAUUUCAACAGUGGGUCGGGGAUCCAGUGAGCUCAACUGGUACCGCACCUCGACCCUGGGCCACCGAGGCGUCCCCGCCGCCUCCUAUGGCCGCAUGUACUCUGCCUCGGCGAGUGGCGGAGGCGGCACGGGCUCGCUCUCGCAGCCGGGUUCCCGCUACUCCUCCAGGGAGCAUCUGGACUCGCUGGCUCGGAGGCAGCUCUCCCGGGAUCCUCUCGGGAGGCAAACAGUAGGAGGGUCGAAGGACCGGCUGGACUCGCGGGGUUCCAGAGACAACCUGGACCUCCUGCCCAGGAGGAGGGAGCUUGGCCAGGGCGCGGGGCUCACAGGCCUGGGACUGGAUCACCAGAGAACGUCGUCAUCCAGGGAGAAUUUGACCUCCUCCAGGGACAGACUGGACAACCAUCACCCAAGCACUUUCCAUGCCUCAAGAGAGGACUUGAGGGGGAACGGCAUGGAGGGUAGUCUGAGCGGGUCCAGAUCGCAGCUGAACAUGCUCACUCGCCGGCAGGCGUCAUCCCGGGAGCACCUGGCGGGGGCGCUGAUGAGCAGUAGGUCCAGAGAGGAGCUGGAAGCCAACGGAGUGGGAGCACAGUCCCAACCUUGUCGGGAAUGGCUGCGCUCUCUACCGCCUCGCCAGCCCUCGCACCCGGACCAACCUCCACCUUCCUCCCCACCGCCGCCCAUCUCAGAGGAACCCCAGCAGGACGCCUUCCCUCCUCCGGGUCACAUUAGAGGACGCCUGGACUCUGCAUGUAGGUACCCUGGGCAGACUGUCACGGCUUUGAACCCUUUGGGGCGACAGCCGUCCAGUGAGCACCUGGACAUACUCUCCUCCAUCCUUGCAUCCUUCAACCCUUCCGUCCUCACUCCUCCAAACGCCGCCUCAAACUCGGGGCCCAAUGGCUCUGCCCUUGGCCCCUCCCCCUCUGCCACAUCCCACAGCAUAUCUGAAGUCUCUCCUGACUCAGAAGCCAACAGAAGUGAAGGACAGUCUUGAUGACGGCCUCCAAGCUUUUGUGAGUCCCAGGUCCAAGGUCAUGGAGCUUCAUUGGAGGACUCAAACACAGCUUUGGACUCAGGUGACAUCCAGACAUGUCUUUAAAAAAAAAACUGAACUCACAAACGCAGACAGAAUCCACAUAAAAAGAACACGGACUGUACAUACAUCCUGACCACUAAAACACUUUUAUACAUUUUGUAUCUUUUUCAAUGGAGACUAGCACGUCUCUUAUGAUGUUUUUUUUUGUAACGUCCGUGUGAGUGAGGCCGGUGCGAGUGAGCUAUUUAUUAAAAAAAUAUUCAUCAAACGUGGCAAA